Molecule: messenger RNA, 9034 nt
Organism: Lethenteron reissneri (Far Eastern brook lamprey)
Lineage: Eukaryota; Metazoa; Chordata; Hyperoartia; Petromyzontiformes; Petromyzontidae
Product: zinc finger protein 385D-like
Cellular component (GO): nucleus
Molecular function (GO): nucleic acid binding; zinc ion binding
Source: RefSeq, a predicted model, not a curated record
GUCGGUCAUUGCACCCAACUCCCUUCUUGCUGCAGCCACCCUGCACCCUAUGAACUGCCCCGUGUCUGUGCCCCCCCCCCUUGCCCACGACGCAGGAGGCGGGUGCCAGGGGGGUGUGGGCCCCCAGCCCCUCCACGCCCGCCCCGCGAUGCCCCUUCAGCACCCGGCAGCAGCAGCAGGAGGACUCAAGAACUUCCUCCCCUUCCCAGGGGAGGGCGCGCCCACGAGACUCAGCCUCUUCCACAACUUCCCGAAUAUGGAUCCGGUACAGAAGGCGGUCAUCAACCACACGUUCGGGGUGACUCCGGCUCCACGCAAGCGACAGAUCAUCACCUGCAGCCUGUGCCAGAUCAGGUUCAACUCCCAGAACCAGGCGGACGCGCACUUCCAGGGCACCAAGCACGGCAGGAGGCUGCGGGCUAUGGAGUCGGGCAAGGUGAAGAUGGAGUCGGCCAAGGUGGUGAAGAUGGAGUCGGCCAAGGUGAAGAAGGUCGCCGAGGGCCCGGGGGGAGGGGCCACUCGCCAGGGGGCGCCCCAAGAGGCUCCGGAGGGCGCGGAUGAAGAACAACAACAACAGCAGCAGCUGCAGCAACAACAACAACAACCUCCCUGCAACAACAGCAUCAGCAGCAUCAGCAGCAUCAUGAGCAACGCAAGCUCACCACCACCACCAGCAACAACAACAACGAUGACGACGACGUCACCGACGUCGUCACCCGCCCCCCCGAACGACCUCGCAAAGGGACCCGACCCCCCAGCGAGGGGGCUCAGCCCCCACGCCGAGCCCCUCCCCCCGGCGCCCCCCACGGGGGUCUCCGCGGGGCCCCCCACGGGGGGGGGCCCCACCGCCAAGGCGGAGAGCGAGGAAGAGAAGGCCAAGCGACUGCUGUACUGCGCCCUCUGCAAGGUGGCGGUGAACUCGCAGUCUCAGCUAGAGGCGCAUUACAAAGGCGCCAAGCACAAGGUGAUGAUGGAGGUGCAGAGUGGGGGGGGCACGAUCCGCGCGUGCAUGCGGCCCGCGGGGGGGCGGGGCGGCGGGGGGCGGGGGGGCGGGGGGGCGGGGCCCGAGGGGGGCGGGGGGGCGGGGCCCGGGGGGGGCGUGGUGCAGCUGACCCGCGCCUUCCGCUGCGAGCUCUGUGACGUCGUCGUCAACUCCGAGUCGCAGCUCAAGCAGCACGUGACGAGUCGCCGGCACAAGGACAAGCUGGCGGGGAAGCCGCCCAAGCAGAAGCUGGGCCCCUACAGCCGAGUCGCUCGCAAACCCACACACAGUCAGCACCCCAGGCCGUCCAAGCUGAGCUUCCCCAAGGAGUUGGCGACGUCGCUCAACGGAGGCUACCUGCUGGCCCCGCUCCACCCGUCCUCGGGGCUCGCCCCCGGCGUGGCCCACGGCAAGAUGGCCUUCGCCAAGGAGCCGCUCAAGACGCUCGGCCCGCCGGGCUUCCUGGGGCCUCCGCUCACCGCGGCCGGAGCGGCGGCCGCGGUGGCGGCGGCCGCGGCGGCAGCGGCGGCCGCCUCGCCGCUCCACGCGGCGUUCACGCUGCGGCCCGGCCCCCCGACCUUCAUCCGCGGCCCGGCCUUCCUGCCGGCGCUGCUGAGACCGGCGCCGGGGCCUCUGCGGACCCCGCACGGACACUUCGUGUUCGCGCCCUACUAGCGGCGGCCAGGUUGGCGGUGUUUGGUGGGGGGGUGCGGGGGGGGCCGGUUUGUCACUGUCGGAACAGGAGCGGUGGGUGCGGUGUGCCGGGUCCACGCUGGUUAGGCCGGAGUUGGUGGCACGUGGCUCGCGGUAGCCGUGCGUGGUGUGCCGUGUGUGGUGUGCCAGGCGCGGUAUGCCGGGCGUGGUGUGCCGUGUGUGGUGUGCUGGGCGUGGUGUUACGUGCGUGGUGUGCCGGGCGCGGUGUGCCAUGCGCGGUGUGCCAUGCGCCCCAAACAGCUGUUGAUGAAAUUCCGGCGAUCGGCGAUUUAAGCACAAAUCAGAAGUCGGGGCAAUGGCUUCUGCUCCAACGAGCAAAAAUGGGGUCUGAUGGUGGUGGGAAUUCCCCGUUGCUGUGGCGAACGUCGGCCAUGCCUUGACACGACUGUUGGCUCCUCGCUGGUUGGUGCUGCUCAUGGUGUUGACAUUGGAGGGAUGGUGAUGGUAGUGAUGAUGGUGUUGAUGGUGAUGGUGGUGAUGAUGGUGUUGAUGGUGAUGAUGAUGGUGUUGAUGAUAGUGAUGAUGGUGGUGAUGAUGACAGUAAUGGUGGUGAUGUAGUAGGGAGGAUGGUGAUGAUAAUGGUGUGGAUGAUGAUGGUGUUGAUGGUGUUGAUGGUGAUGGUGUUGAUGAUAAUGAUGGUGAUGUUGAUAGUGAUGGCAAUGAAGCUGAUGGUAAUACACGAAGUAAACAACCCACUUGAUACCCUUGCAAAUGUGGCUACACACACAAAGACAAAGAUCUCUCGUAUAGCCUGUAACAGACUGUUGGGACAAGUGCUGUUAGCGAGCGCCUAUGAAGGCUACACACGCACACGUGCACGCACGCACCUGAACGCACACUCACCGAUGUCACUCUUGACCACCGUGACACAGCGCAGCGCACAAGCUGCCGCUAUUCACGGAAAUCAUAAUAACGACGACGACGAUGACGACGAUGACGAUGACGACGAUUUCGCCACUCGUCUAGGGCUUGAGUCUCGAGACUCGCCCUUCGCGAGGGGGGGUCCCUGCGGCACCGAGCGACGCUUGCGUCCGGACCGUGAUCUAACGAGGGACGAUGUCCGAUGGAUCUCGGAGUCAUCCAACUCCGCGUGUUCGUGUUACAGGGGUGACCUUUAAAGCGGCGCUACUUCUAGACGCGUGCAAUCGUUAGCAAAGACAAAGGCGCCCUCUCACUCCCUCCACCCCCGGUAUAGUCUUUAACAGGCUGCAGGGGCAAGUGCUGUGAGCGAGUACGGAGCGCGUAUGAUGAUCGGCACGGCCGCCUUUGUCUCCCCCAAGCUGCCAGUUUAUGUUUUUGUUGAUACGCACCGCACGAAGGUACGCAUUUUAAAGGCCGAACCGACCUAGGCGUAGGGCUCACGACCGAUAUUUGAAUAUUCGCUGUCCCAUUGAUUGGGUGGUCGUGAGCGGGGUAUCGAUCUCUGGUUGCCAGGUUCGAAGCGUGCACCGAUCCACACACGCAGAGAACUCGGUACGCACACAACAAUAGCAACAGCAACAACAACAGCCUCCAUUCGCCACUAAGUGGCGGUGACGUCACCACAGCAUUUGUGCCAGGCUAGGUUCACUCCGAGGCGAUCGCGUGGGGUGGGUAGCCAGCACCGCGUCCGGCCGCCUUUGUCUCCCCACACCGCACCAGGUACUCAUUUGAGGCUGAGUUGACCUAGGGGAGGCAUAGGAUCGAUACAGAUAAUCGUCACUGAUGUUGGCAGUUGAGCGAGAAUCAAACUCGGGAUAUCACACACAGCAACAACAACAACCGCCGUUCAUAACUAAGUGGCUGAGACGUCACGGCGCUUGUGCCAGGCUAGGUGCACCUUGUAGAUGCACAGACACAGCGACACGCCUGCACGACCCACCCACCCUCACCUCGCCCACACCGCACGCACAGCAAGCCAUCGUCUCAGUCUGUAAAUAAUGUAAACAGAGACGAGAGUAAUCAUCAUGACGACGACGACGAUCACGAUACAUGACAGAGGAGGGUGUGUUGGGCGUAAGGGAACGUGUGUGCACAAGAGAUAUUUUUUUGGUUUUUAAACCACAGCAAGAAAUAUCACGCUGUCUCUCUCGUACGGUAGCGUGCCGUAGAAAUCGACGGCACGCGUUCUAGAUGACGAUGGUGGUGAUGGUGAUGCCGCCCGUACAAGUCGCAAUAUUGUAUCUCCUUCUGUAUAAGCACACAGGGCGGCGUGCCCUACCCUCUCUAUGUAAUAUGCAGCUGCGGAAUCAUUGCUGUUAAUGAUGAUGAUCAAUGAUGAUCAAUGAUGAUGCCGAUCAAUGAUGGUGAUGGUCAAUGAUGAUGGUAAGAUAACAAACAAAAAAGCACGGGGCGCCUCCUGUAGUAAGCACAGAGAACCUCCCCCCAGCACCGUGCCUCUCGUGCCCCCCCCCCCGCCCGCCGGCCCCCCCAACCCCAUACACACACGGCGAAAGUUUGCGAGCACCCGUUCCCGUUGGUAUGCGUUGGUGUGCGUGCAGGGUGUUCACUCUCGUGGCGUUCCUAUCCCUACAGUCGCUGUCCAUGGUACUGAACAGACUCUACAGCAGCUGUCCAUGGUACUGAACAGACCCUACAGCAGCUGUCUGUGAUACUGAACAGACCCUACAGCAGCUGUCCAUGGUACUGAACAGACUCUACAGUCGCUGUCCAUGGUACUGAACAGACUCUACAGCAGCUGUCCAUGGUACUGAACAGACCCUACAGCAGCUGUCUGUGAUACUGAACAGACCCUACAGCAGCUGUCCAUGGUACUGAACAGACUCUACAGUCGCUGUCCAUGGUACUGAACAGUCUCUACAGCAGCUGUCUGUGGUACUGAACAGACUCUACAGCAGCUGUCCAUGGUACUGAACAGACUCUACAGCAGCUGUCCGUGGUACUGAACAGACUCUACAGUAGCUGUCCAUGGUACUGAACAGACCCUACAGCAGCUGUCCAUGGUACUGAACAGACCCUACAGCAGCUGUCCAUGGUACUGAACAGACUCUACAGCAGCUGUCCAUGGUACUGAACAGACUCUACAGCAGCUGUCCAUGGUACUGAACAGACUCUACAGCAGCUGUCCAUGGUACUGAACAGACUCUACAGCAGCUGUCCAUGGUACUGAACAGACUCUACAGCAGCUGUCCAUGGUACUGAACAGUCUCUACAGUCGCUGUCCAUGGUACUGAACAGUCCCUACAGCAGCUGUCCAUGGUACUGAACAGACUCUACAGCCGCUGUCUGUGGUACUGAACAGACUCUACAGCAGCUGUCCAUGGUACUGAACAGUCCCUACAGCAGCUGUCCAUGGUACUGAACAGACUCUACAGCAGCUGUCCAUGGUACUGAACAGACUCUACAGCAGCUGUCCAUGGUACUGAACAGACCCUACAGCAGCUGUCCAUGGUACUGAACAGACUCUACAGCAGCUGUCCAUGGUACUGAACAGACUCUACAGCAGCUGUCCAUGGUACUGAACAGACCCUACAGCAGCUGUCCAUGGUACUGAACAGACUCUACAGCAGCUGUCCAUGGUACUGAACAGACUCUACAGCCGCUGUCUGUGGUACUGAACAGACUCUACAGCAGCUGUCCAUAGUACUGAACAGACCCUACAGCAGCUGUCCGUGGUACUGAACAGACUCUACAGCAGCUGUCCGUGGUACUGAACAGUCCCUAAAGCCGCUGUACAAUUGGUGACUGAAUUUACCCUACAGCCUCUGUCCAGGGUUACUGAACAACAAUAUUCACGACUGUUUUAUGUUGUACAAUCGUCAAUAUGCGGAGGUGCGAGUAUAUAUGAAGGUGCUUUCGGCCAAUGGUUGAAUGUUAAUACGUGUGGGAAGGAAAAUCGGAGCACCCGGAGAAAACUCACGCGUACGUGGCGAGCAGGCAACACAUGGAGAGGGGACAGAUUGUGUUUGUCCGCGCGUUGCUUGUACCGCCUUUCCCAUGGCGAGCCAGGGCACGGCACCUGCUCGACCCCCACAAUGUGUGUGCGUGUGUGACCCACCAACCCUCCCUCGCUGCUGCCUUCACCCGUUCUGUAUUGCAGGCCACGUCGCGUAGCCACCACCGGGCCGACUGAGCAGUGUUUGUCCAUAAGCCUCUGUCCAAAGAAACGAAGUCGCCAUCGUCACUGCCGCUAUUUAAAUUGUUCGUAUUCGACUCCUGUCCACGGCCGUGACCUUUUGCAAUUGAAAGUCUUCCACUGUUGCGACGAGGCUCCCCUUCCACGAUACUCUCCCGGCUGGUGCUGUUCAGCCUCUCCUCCCGCGGUUCCCGAUGAUUCCCGUAGGCAGCUCCUUCCAGGCUUACUGAGCCAUGCAAAAAAUCAUCUCUCGUCCGCGGUUACUGAGCUCGUUAUCGUUUCGCGUCUGUUCGUUGUGCGCAAGGGCCCCGUUGGCGCGGGCACUGAGGCGUCUGCGGAGCCUCUGUGCGUGGUUCGGAAUUGUCGGCGCUACCCCAGUAAACAAUGCCGACAUUGGAGCCCAGCGUUAGCGGUGUGGGUUUGCCACCAACCGUUGGGACCAACGUUGGCGCCCGACGUUGAUUGAACGUCGAGGGCUAACGUUGGGCCAACGUUGGGAGCCAACCAACGUGCCACGUUUACUGGGUAUUAGAGCCACUGUCCGCGACGAAGAACCUCGCGCCAAACAGAUGCCGCGUAGUGCAAGUGGCUUGUGAGAGGGGGGGCAGUGAUGUUGAUGCUGAUGGCGAUGAUGAUGAUGCUGAUGGCGAUGAUGAUGAUGCUGAUGGCGAUGAUGAUGAUGCUGAUGGCGAUGAUGUUGAUGCUGAUGAUGAUGUUGGUGGACGAUACGGAUGAGCUGCACGUGCAUGCGCGUCGCGUCGCGGCGAUGCGACGGGGCGCGUGACGGUGAGGAGGUUGAGAGGAUGGAGGCUCCGUGCCGGGAGACGGAGACCCGAUUAACCUGGUUCACGACACGUGGACAAUCGUCGUCGCCGUCGUUAUUAUCAUUAACAAUAUUAAUAGUUUUCAUUAUUUGUUGUUAUCUUUAUUGUUGUUUUUUUUUUAACGAAACACAUCUCGCAUCGGCACUUCCCUUGCCAGGGAAGCCAUUCUCAGUCGUAGUGUGACGAAGGCGCUUGCGCCAUGAGCUAAUAAACAAGCACAAAGAUAGAGACAAAGCCCCCCCCCCCCUCCCAGACCCUGCACCCUCUCCCAGGUAGCCUUCGAACGGGCUGUUGGGGCAAGUGCUGUCCGCAAGUUCCGUAGCACCCACGAAGGCAGGCACGGCCACACGUGCCUGGCGAUGGGGUUUGCCAGUACCACUCACGACCGGCCGCCUUUGUCUCCCCCGUCAUUGCUAAUGUUGUUGUCCACACACACCACAGUAGCAGCAGCAGGUAACUCACCUUUAAAGGCUGAGUCGACCUAGGUAGACUGGUCCGUGAGCGAGAAACGGACACGGGUCGCUGGGUUCGUAGCGCAGCGCGCUAACCACUGCGCCCACCGCUCCCCCGCCAACGAUAAGCUCUACACAAGCACACACACGUGGUAUGCGCGCGUGGCUGUCCACGAUGUGACACUAUCGAAGCCGGGAUUUUACUCCAAUACAUUUGCUAUAUACAGUAUAUAUACAGUAUAUACACAGAUACAGUAUAUACAGUAAAUAUACAGUAUAUAUACAGUAUAUAUACAUGCAUGCUAUGUUCAAAUUAUUUUCUUCGCAUUUUUGUUCUUGUUGCUGUUGUUGCGUCGUGCCCCUCACGACCCACGUUUAGUUUCAUGCCCCCCACCAAACCGCCCCCCCCCCCACUAUACGCACAACGUUGCACUCACACACACAUACGCGCGCGCUCCUGAAGCGGGGUGCAUGUUAGCGAGCACCUAUUAAGGCAACGCAUAAAGGGUUUGUGCUCAGGUUUUCGGCGUGCUCAUUUUAAGCUGAGCUGACCUAGGGGGGGGGGGUGCUCGAGCCAGUCUCCAGCACUUACUAUAAGACAGGGCAAAGGGUUUGUGGCUCGUGUUUGGACGUGCUAAUUUUGGGCUGAGCUGACCUAAGGGGAGGCCCGAACCAAGUCCAGACGUCCGCUUGCCCACGCGGUGAUGUGCGAUGUUUCAUCGCGUGGAGAUUUCUCCUCGGGGUCCAGUGUCGGUGUCCCCGUUUUUUUUGUUGUUCUUCGUUUUUCUCCGGCUCUGAACAAAAUCCACGCUCGUGGCUCGCCCAGUGACUUUGGCCAAACAUUGCCCUGGGCAGGGACUCUCCUGGCGAGCCACUGAGCUCAUCGAUCACUCGCCGCCGUGGCCAGGGAUCAAACUCAGGUGGCCGGGUUUGUAGUGCGGCAGCGGGAGAAAUAAAAAAAAACAGCAGCAGCAGCCACGCUAGAAACACACACACACACACGCGCGCGCGCACACGUUCAUGUCGUCUGUAUAUCUUGAUAGCUCUUAUCAGCAGAAGCCUCCGUAGAUCACGUGAAUCUGUGUGGCCACCCCCACAGCCUCUCCCUGUGAAAACAGCGCUACAGACACCGCUGCUUUCUCCUCCUCCUCUCUCCUCCCUCUCAUCCCUCCGCCCUCACCACCACCACCACCGCCCUCCCAUCCCAGACAUCCUGGCCCGGUCACUCCUUCGCCCCCCCACCCACCACUCCUCGUCUUCUUCCUGCACCGACAAUCAUCCUCCUGCUCCUGCCUGCUGCUCAUCUCGAGCCGUCACCUCCUCGUUGUCCGUCUCGGAGACUGCCGUGCAGGCCUCCCCGUUCCUUCCUCUCUCUCCCCUCCCCAUAGAUUCUGCCCCUGGCUCUUCUCCCCGUGGUGGCGGCGGCGGUGGUGGUGGUGGCGGUGGUGGUGGUGGUGGCGGCGGCGGCGGUGGCGGUGGUGGUGGUGGUGCCGCCACAGUGCAUGCUAAAGCAACGCGUGCUGCUGACGAAUGGCAGUGUCUGCUCUGGGUGGUUAUUUCUCCGCGUUUCUGUAUUUCCAUUGUUGUCGCUGUCGUUGCCCGAUAAUUCAUUACGCGUAUAACUUUUGCGUAACUCUACUGCAGUGUAUAUACUUGAGCUUAGUAUAUAUACACACACACACACACGAGUCUUCAUGCUAUGCUUUGUUUCGCGCACACACAUAUAUACUCACACGACAAAGGUGCCCCGUAUAGCCUGCACACGCUGUUGGGGGCAAGGUCUGUUAGCGAGCAACCCGUUCGGGCCGGCCACGGCACAUCAGUGACGGGGUGGAUGCCGUGGCCGUGAAUUCACGAAUUCCCGUGGCAGGCGCUCGGUAUGGGGGACACGGACGUUGGCACCGAACCCUCGUCCACCGACACAAUUCUUCGUCUUCCAAGUUACCCACACGUCUGUCCCCACGUGGGCGACUCGGGGGGGAGGUGG